Saccostrea echinata is the source of this 4656-nucleotide messenger RNA. RefSeq lists its product as uncharacterized. Gene Ontology annotation, biological process: iron ion transport. The transcript is spliced from 17 exons. Bases 1334 to 3568 code for a protein of 744 amino acids. The record is from RefSeq and is a predicted model, not a curated record. Gene Ontology annotation, molecular function: copper ion binding; oxidoreductase activity. Lineage: Eukaryota; Metazoa; Mollusca; Bivalvia; Ostreida; Ostreidae. Gene Ontology annotation, cellular component: plasma membrane.
UAUAAAUAGAGGUAUACGGACAUGAAAUUUAAAUUAAAACAACUUUGAAACAAGCAUUAAUUCUCGCAUAAAUUUACACAACUCAUCACUGUAAGAGUUGAUACGAAUCGAGAUUACCACGUGUUUUUGCUGUAGCAGUAAACAGUAAAAACAUAAUCUGAACAACAGUUUUUGUGAUUUUUUUACGAUGGAGAACAUCACACAAAUUCAUCAGAUAAGACUACAUUGGUGAGUAAGUAUUGUUGAAGAGUUUAAACUGUUUUAAAGUGCAUUAAUUCACAUUCAAAUGAAAAAAAAAAGUACACUAUAAAUGUAUAGGCGUUAGCCAGUUUGAACUCACAUAUUAAAUUGAAACUAGUUCAUCUGAUUUUGUGUUGUUUUUGAAGUGUAUAAGCUUUGAUGCCCACCUCUAAGUAAUAUUCAAAGUAAAAUCAAGUUUUUCAUAAUUUUGGAGAGUUGUUGUUGUGUAACACAAACACAUCGAAUUUUUAACAUACUAGUAUUAAGGGUGCUGGCACCAUUGGCGUCAGAACUUUUAUCUGUGAAGACCCACUUGCUUCCCCCACAAUACACGUGCAAUGAAAAGACAAAGAUGUGGAGGGCACGUGUAAAUUUAUUUAUUUAUUUACAUGUAUUUAUUUAUUUUUGAAAAAUGUAUCUCUUAAAAUUAAUUCUAAAUAUAGAAAACUUUUAAUUGCAUUUACUUGAUAUUGCAUUCACACAAGUUAAUAAAAAUAUAGAUUUAUUUUUUGAAAAAAAGUGUGUGAUACACAUGAUAUUUUUAAAGUAUGAUUAUGCGUGUAUAGUCGCUAAUAACGACCUAAUAUUGAUUUCAAUUUAUGCUCAGAUACGGAGCCAGCUGUCUUUUAUAGACUGCUGUGGUACUUUCUAUCUGCAUGAUGAAAAUGGUUAGAAUUUCCCUUUAUCAAUUUACAUUUUCUUUUGAUUUAUCGCGUAUUCUUCAGUGGUCAACUUCAUUCUCUGGAUGACUAUUUGUCAACACUCCUAUGAACAUGAACAACCUUUGUCCCAGAGGUUUUACCCUGAGUUACAGUUUUUAGUCCAACGUUUCCAUUCUCUUAACAACCCUGACAACAGAAACUGAAAAGGAUAGAAGCUAACUGCUUGAAUACAGCCAGAAACUGAUCAUGUUUUGGACAAGUCAAAGGUGUGUGAAGUCUUUCAGAGAGAUAGCAGUUGAUGAAAUAAGGAUGGCAACAAAGCAAAAGUGCUUUGGUAUUCAACGUUUUGUGAUAAAUAUCUGCACGAUGUGACACCAACCUGUCCGGCAUCAGCUGAGGAGUGUACCUUUGAUUUACACGUGAACUACAUUAUGACCAUGGUUACUUAUAACUGGACCAUUAAUGAAGGCAAUCCUGUUCUCUACAAAAAUGGAAUGUUUAUCAGGAAAAGCUCAAAUGAAAAUGAGGAAAUGAUGCAUUCUUGUGAUGAAGGACCGAUGUCCUCAGAAGAAAUGAAGGAUGUGAUAACUGCUGAUGGUAACUACAGAUUUAUGUUCGCCAUUAAUAAUCAGUUUCCUGCACCAACGCUCACCGUGUAUGAAAAUCAAAGAGUGAGAAUUCAUGUCCACAAUGACUUGGUAAAUGAAGCCUUCACGCUUCACUGGCACGGACUAUCUCAGAACGGUACUGUUUGGAUGGACGGUGUUUCCAUGGUAACACAAUGUCCGAUACUUCCCGGACAGAAGUUUACAUACCUCUUUACUGCGAGUCCCCGAGGUACACAUUGGUAUCAUGCUCAUCACGGAACAAUGAGGUCAUCAGGCCUUGCAGGCGCCUUCAUCGUACUUCCUCGGAAAGAAAAGGAGAGAACAGAUAUUCCAAAAACUGAUAAGGACGUUGUAUUAAUGGUCCAAGACUGGAGUUUUCCAGAGAGUGACGUACAGUUGGUUAUGUACGAGGAAUGGUACAUGCAAACUCUUAGGUUUGUGAAGAAUAUGAAUAAAGACGAGUGUUUGGAGGCAAAGCUUAGCUAUGAUGGUUCUCACUCAAGCAUGACGAUGCCGUACAGUAAUACCCUGGUUAACGGAAAAACAAAGUACUUUUCAAGUGACAGCUCUGAUCAGCAGCGAGCUCUGCCAUUAGAAAUCUUCAACAUAACUCCCAACAGCUACACCAGAUUCCGGUUGAUAAACUCGGCUCUGUCUGGAGAAUACAAAAUUUCCUUUGAUAAGCAUAAACUUCUGCUGGUAGGGACGGAUGGGGCGGAGAUAACCCCUGUUUGGAUAGACUUCCUCAUAAUUAAUGGAGGAGAAAGCUAUGACGUCAUUCUUCACGCAUAUCGCACCCCUGAUAACUAUUGGAUAAGAAUAGAAACAACAGAUGUCAUGGAUGUUCAUUUUAAUCCAGUCAAACCAAACAUAAGCUUUGCUCAACUCCACUACCAAGGUGCAGACGAUAAAUUACCUGAAUCUGAAGAGAGGGAGUGCUCGAAACUGGAACCUUGUGUAAUGGCAAACUGUCACUGGAGUCCUGUGGCAAUGGCUAAGAGAGAGCCAAAUACCAAAUGCCUGUCGGUGGCGGAUCUAAAAGCAACGUCACGAAGUAUUGAAGAGACACCUGUGGCCGUGCCGACCUCACGUGACGAUUUCCAGGAGAUUUUUCUAAAUUUCAAUCCAAUAGGAACCAAAGUGAAGCGUGUCCGUCCUGCAGUAAACUCAAUUCACUACAAACAUCCCCCUAUUCCUCUUCAGAUUUAUCCAGACAUAGUGAAAGACAAGAGCAUUGUUUGUGAUAACGAACAUAUGGAUAUCUGUGGGGAAUUCUGUCGCUGUACUCACGUCAUCAAACUAGCUACCAAGAAAACUACUCAGAUUGUCUUACUGGCGGAGGCUGUAUUGGGAACUUUCCAUCCCAUCCACCUCCAUGGAAACCGUUUCCAUGUACUAAAGUAUGGAUAUCCAGUUAUGAACGAAACCACCGGAUUAAUGGUAGAUACAAACCAAGAUGUAGAGUAUUCACAAGACUUUAGUAAAGCAAAAUGGCGGAAUCAGAGCUGGAAAUAUGGUAAUGUCCCAGAUAUAAACAUUAAGAAUCCACCUCAAAAAGACACAGUCGUGGUACCUGGCAAAGGCUAUGUUGUUCUUCGACUCAAAACAGACAAUCCAGGAUUUUGGUUUGUGCAUUGUCACAUUGAUAAUCACAUGACCAUUGGAAUGGCUGUAGUUCUACAAGUAGGCGAGCCAGAUGAGAUGCCGAAGCUACCCACUGGUUUUCCGAGAUGUUCAAACUCCAAGUUUAAUCCUGACGUAGAAAGCAAAUCCAAAUUUGACCAAGAAGACGGCAAUUUUUUAAAGAUGUCAGCUGUUGACGGUACUACCAACAUUGUUCAUGCUGAGCAAGGAAAUUAUUCGGAGAACCAUGGCGUCUUCGUAAUAAAGUACACUACAUACACUACUUUGGUGGCGUUCCUUGUGAUAUUCGUCUUCGGGUUUCUUGUUCUGUGUAUAGUGUUUUUUAGUAAAAACUGUAACCAGAAAUGUUUUUCAUCUAGACCCCAGGGAUAUAACCCGAUUGAAAGUGAACAAACACUUAUCUAUCCAAAGUAAAGACAACAUGAAAAUCGAUGUAAAUGAUAUUGCUUGAAAAUUUUUAGAUUAUGUGUAGGCAUUAAAAAUCUUUCGUCAAUUAUAUAUGCAGCAAAAGAUGUUUGCUACAUUAAAGCACUCAGGUGACCUAUUGCUGUUUUUUGUCCGUCGUUGUGCGGUUUGCGUUGUCCGUCGUACGUCGGUCAUUAACUUUUGAACAUUUUCAUCGUCUUCUCUCUGUUAAACAAUUUUGGUAUAUGUGUGUAUGUAUCUAUGGGUCAAGGUAAAAAACCAUUAUGAUUUUCAUGGUCCCUGCCCCUCCUGAGUGGUGGGACCAAAACCAUCAAAAUUUUUACCAUUUUCAAAAAUCUUCUUUACUCCUAGACAUAAGACAGCCAAACUGUUUGCAUGAUUAUAACAAACAAUGAUUUCUUUAACCAAACUUAAUUGUGAAAUUCAUACAAUGUGGCCCCUCGUGGUCAGGAGUUUUGUUGUUCGGAUUGGGCUGUAUGAUAAUAUGGUGAAAAUGCAUUAUCUCCUUGAAAAUCUUCGUUCUCUGCUCCUAGGUAUUAAGUAAACAGAAUAAGUGCAUGAUUAUGAUGAGCAAGGGUGCCUUCUCCAAAAUUGUGAAAUUCAUGACCCAUUGGUCAGGGAUUCUGGUAUUACGUAGCGACUGUAUUGAUUAUAUAAACAAAAAUGCAUAAAUUCCUUAACAAUUAUAUUUUCUGUCCCAGGGUAUUUAACAAACUAAUUGGUUAGUUAUAUAAACAAGGAUGUUUCUUCAAAAAUUGUAGAUUUCAUGGCAUUUGGGUCAGGGCUCUAGUGUUAGGACGGGGAUUAUAUUGUGAAAAUGUAUUAUGCCUUCGAAAAUGUUCUUCCCUGUUGCUACGUAUUUCGCAAGCAUAUUCAUCAAUCAAUUUAAUUUGUUUUCUUUCAUAAUUCUGUACAUUCUUUAUAUUGAUGUAUUUCACUCAGGUGACCGUUAAGACCACUGGUUCUUUUGUAAAACUUUACAUUAUGGGAAGUUUUUUUAUUUGACCAAUAUUAGUGCAGUUAAAAAAAUUUAUAUUCUCACUACCGUCAAUAAUUAAAAUUUGAAUAUAUUUAAA